This is a messenger RNA of Lactuca virosa, 1779 nucleotides long. The record is from the annotation of a GenBank genome assembly. NCBI's taxonomy places the organism in Eukaryota, Viridiplantae, Streptophyta, Magnoliopsida, Asterales, Asteraceae.
CUACCCUGGUUGGUAGGUCCCUUACCUCUCAAAGCUUUUUAGAGAGAGAAAUAGGGUUUUAGAGAGAGAAAACCCCAAGGGUUUUAAACUUCCACAAAGAACCAAUAAUUCAAUGGAAGAAGCUUCGUCGCCAUUGUCGCAACCUAAAAAGAGAGGAAGGCCGAAGGGCUCCAAGAAGGUCACCGCUGAAGACAGAGAAAUUUCAAGUCCUAAGAUGAGAGACAGAGCUACAGCUGCCGGAAACAAAAAGGCCGCCGUUGUCGACGAUAAGUACAAUAACUGGAAGUUUGUAGUCCCCAUUCUGUACGACUGGCUUGCUAAUCACAACCUCGUUUGGCCUUCUCUCUCUUGCCGAUGGGGUCCACUGCUGGAACAAUCGAAGAACAAGAGUAGGCAGAGGUUGUAUCUUUCGGAACAGACUGAUGGCAGUGUUCCAAACACACUAGUAAUAGCAACAUGCGAUGUAGUGAAGCCAAAAGUUGCUGCAGCAGAACACAUAUCUCAGUUCAAUGAAGAAACUCGCUCUCCAUUUGUAAAAAAGUACAAAACCAUCAUUCAUCCUGGAGAGGUGAACAGAAUUCGGGAACUUCCACAAAACAAGAACAUUGUUGCUACACAUACAGACUGCCCAGAGGUCCUCAUUUGGGAUAUUGAAGCACAACCUAAUCGUCAUGCUCUUCUUGGAGCUGCUGUAUCUCAUGCUGAUUUGGUGCUUACAGGGCAUGCUGAUAAUGCAGAAUUUGCUCUUUCAAUGUGUCCAACUGAACCUUAUGUACUCUCUGGAGGAAAGGAUAAACUAGUUGUUUUAUGGAGUAUUCAUGAUCAUAUAUCAACAUUGGUUGGAGAAUCAAACACAACCAAUUCUUCAGGGUCAAUUGUGAAAACUUCUGAUAAUGCUUCUCUUGGCCCUCGUGGGAUCUUUGAAGGGCAUACAGAUACAGUUGAAGAUGUCCAGUUUUGUCCCACAAGUACACAGGAAUUCUGUAGUGUUGGAGAUGAUUCUUGCUUGAUACUUUGGGAUGCAAGAGUUGGAACAAAUCCAAUCACAAAGGUUGAAAAAGCACAUAAUGCUGAUGUUCAUUGCGUUGAUUGGAGUCCUCAUGAUGCAAACUAUAUUCUAACAGGGUCAGCUGACCAUUCUGUUUGUAUGUUUGACCGGAGGAAUUUGGUUUCUGAUGGAGUUGGAUCUCCUGUUCAUAAAUUUGAAGAACACAAAGCUCCUGUUCUUUGUGUUCAGUGGUGUCCAGACAAGCCUUCUGUGUUUGGGAGUUCAGCAGAGGAUGGUUGUGUUAAUAUUUGGGAUUAUGAACAGGUUGGACAAAAGAUAGAACGUGGGACAAGAUCUGCAAACUAUGCUCAAGGGUUGUUCUUUAAACACUGCGGACACAGGGACAAAGUGGUGGACUUUCAUUGGAAUGCAUAUGAUCCAUGGACUGUUGUGAGUGUAUCGGAUGAUGUUGAAUGCUCAAGUGGUGGUGGGACCCUUCAGAUAUGGCGCAUGAGUGAUUUGAUAUACAGACCAAGGGAUGAAGUGUUGAGCGAGUUAGAGGCUUUUAAGGCUCAUGUUGCUAGUUGUGGUCCAAGGGCAUCAUCAUAGGAUACAAGAUGACUGUUUUGUUUGACUUUGGUUGACUUAAGCUUAGAUUUUUCUGGAUGUUUGUUUAUGUUAUGUUGAAACCUAUGAAGAAGGAAAGUAAGUAGUAGCAGGGGGAUUUAUCUUUCUUAUUUUUGGGUGAAUUUUAUUUAUGUAAGAUCGCAUAUGGUUAUGAAUGACUAUUG